Neoarius graeffei (lesser salmon catfish) is the source of this 2025-nucleotide messenger RNA. RefSeq names its product BUD13 homolog (gene bud13). Lineage: Eukaryota; Metazoa; Chordata; Actinopteri; Siluriformes; Ariidae. Bases 6 to 1811 code for a protein of 601 amino acids. The record is from RefSeq and is a predicted model, not a curated record. Gene Ontology annotation, biological process: mRNA splicing, via spliceosome. Gene Ontology annotation, molecular function: RNA binding. The transcript has 11 exons. Gene Ontology annotation, cellular component: RES complex; U2-type spliceosomal complex.
ACAAAAUGGCUGCCUCCAAGAGCGCAAUAAGUGCAAGUACUAGUAUUUCAAAAGCAGAUUACUUAAAGCGCUAUUUAUCAAAAGACGAAGAUGGCAAGAAGUCAAAAGAGAAGAAAGUUAAGAAAAAACGCCCUAAAUUCGCCGGGAGAGGGAUGAAAAUUGUCGAUGAUGACAUUGACUGGAGGGAACUGGCUGUAAACAUGGAAGAGAAGGAGAACAAGGAUGAAGAUGAUGAGGAGGAGGCGCCUGUGAUUGCAGAAAUAAUAGAUGAGCGUCCAGAUGAUGUCAAGCAACUUGAAGUCUUUAGAUCUAGUAACAAGUGGAAAGUUCUGGGAGCCACAAAUGAAGAAUCGCAAGAAGUCCUGCAUUCUGUAACAAGUUCUCCAGUACAAAGAGGACGCCACGAUUCUCCCGAUCUCUCGCCCAAGAGGAAGUCUCGCCACGAUUCUCCCGAUCUCUCGCCCAAGAGGAAGUCUCGCCACGAUUCUCCCGAUCUCUCGCCCAAGAGGAAGUCUCGCCACGAUUCUCCCGAUCUCUCGCCCAAGAGGAAGUCUCGCCACGAUUCUCCCGAUCUCUCGCCCAAGAGGAAGUCUCGCCACGAUUCUCCCGAUCUCUCGCCCAAGAGGAAGUCUCGCCAUGAUUCUCCCGAUCUCUCGCCCAAGAGGAAGUCUCGCCACGAUUCUCCCGAUCUCUCGCCCAAGAGGAAGUCUCGCCACGAUUCUCCCGCUCUCUCGCCCAAGAGGAAGUCUCGCCACGAUUCUCCCGAUCUCUCGCCCAAGAGGAAGUCUCGCCACGAUGCUCCCGAUCUCUCGCCCAAGAGGAAGUCUCGCCACGAUUCUCCAGACCUUUCACCUCCCAGACACAGAACAGACACCAAACGGAGACAGCAUGACUCCUCAUCACCUUCUCCUCCACGAAAAACACAAAAACACCACCAUAAAGAUUCUCCACAAAGAGACAAGUCCAAAUCAUCUUCAGCUGGACGUGUGCCAGACUUGGGCCUGUCCCCACCACGAAGACGUCCUAACACCCGACAGGACUCGGGCUCUGAUCUGUCUCCCCCCAGGAAAAGAGCACAAGGAGGCAGAGGAUCUGAUUCUGACCUGUCUCCUCCCAGGAAGAGGCCACAGGAUAAACGUGGAUCAGACUCCGAUCUGUCUCCUCCUCGUAGAACACGCCCUCCUGCUGCACAGAUGGGGCCUCAAAUGUUAUCUGGUGGAGCUGCUGGUCUGGUGUCUUCUGAAACCCUGCGGAAAGAGCAGGAGGAACUGCGCAGAAGGGAAAAAUACAACCGCCCACUAGAAGAGGAGUCCCGUCUUGCAGAGACUGUUUUUCGAGAUAAAACAGGAAAGAAGCGUGACCUGGAGUCCGAGCGUGCUGAGCAGAGCAGGAAAGCGGGGGAGAAGGCAGAGAAGGAUGAGAAAUAUGCACAGUGGGGCAAAGGACUGGUGCAGACUCAGAUGCAGCAGCAGAACGUAGCUGAUGCACUCCGAGAGGCUCAGAAACCACUGGCGCGUCACAUUGAUGAUGAAGACCUGGACAAGAUGCUGAGAGAGCAGGAGAGAGAGGGAGACCCAAUGGCUGCUCUCCUGCGCAAGAAGAAGGAGAAGAACGCAAAAACCAAAGGGGUCAAAGACAGACCUCGUUACCAGGGUCCACCUCCACCCCCAAAUCGCUUCAAAAUCAUGCCGGGAUAUCGCUGGGAUGGAGUAGACAGAUCUAAUGGGUUUGAACAGAAGCGUUUCACCAGAAUAUCAGAUAAGAAAGCUGUGCAAGAGGAAGCAUACAAAUGGAGUGUGGAGGACAUGUAGAUACACAUCAGCGUGCGUGUGUGCAUGCGCAUGCAUGUUGCUGUAAUUCACCAGCUUGGACUAGGUUGUCUGAAUGGACCUUCUGAUGAACAUGUCAUUUGCGUUAUCAACCAAACUACAUACCGUACAUUUUGUGAGUUUUAAGGACUUGAACAGUUGUAUAUGUGUAUCUGGUUUAUUUUGUGAGGUUUAUUAAAUGUUGUGUUUUCUUAAA